AAGCUGGAGAUAAAAUUCUGAAUUUUGGGAAGCGAGGGGCCUUCCAGGAGAUAGCACAGCCGGUAAAAAUCACUUGCAAAAACUGCAUGUGUGUUUUAAUAUUAGUCAUUUGAUAUGCUCAAAUCCUGGCUUCCCUUCAGAGAGCUCAAAAUGGUGUAUAUAUGGUUUUCUCCACCCAUCUUCACGACGGCCUUGCAAAGCAGUUCCAGAGCUUCAAAAGUGACGCGAUGCCAGUAUCAGACCCCCGGGAGGACGUGGGCCGCUGGGCCAACGUCAGUUACCGUGUGCGGCAGCCCGAGGCGACCCCCAGGAGGAAAAAGCGUUGGUUCUACAAAUGCUGCAGCUGUUGUUCCCGCCAGGAUGCGGGCGACUGGGGACCAGCCCCGGGGGAGGUCCCUGGGUCCCGCCCCCGGGAGCCUGUCAUUCGAGAGGGCAUGCUGGUCAUCAGCGGGAUUGACUUGAUGGGCGGCCGCUCCAGCAAAAACCACCGCGACCACCACACCGACGAGUACGAAUACGACAACCUCAUCAUCCGUCGCGGGCAACCCUUUGACAUGAAGCUUCAGUUCCGGCAGGACUACGACCCCGAGAACCACCGCGUCUGCCUCGAAUUUAUCACCGGCUCCAACCCACAAGUCUCCAAGGGCACCCAUAUUCUGGUCCCCGUGGGCAGCUCUCUGCCUGGCCUGGGCUGGUCAGCAGAGGCGACGGAUGUGGGCACGAACACCAUGUCCCUCCGGGUCUCCACCUCGCCCAAAGCCCUGAUUGGCAAGUACCAGUUCAGCGUCAAGACCCGAAGCAAGGCGGGCGAGUACCAGGCCCCCUUUGACCCCCGCUAUGAGAUUUACAUCCUCUUCAACCCCUGGUGCUCAGAGGAUUCCGUUUACAUGGCGCAAAAGGACUGGCUGGAGGAAUACGUUCUGAACGAAUCUGGGAGGAUCUACUACGGGACAGAGACCCAGAUCGGAGAACGGACGUGGAAUUACGCCCAAUUUGACCACGGCGUUUUCGAUGCCUGCCUCUACAUGCUGGACCGGCGUGGCAUGCCUCACGCGAGCCGUGGAGACCCCAUCAUGGUAUCCCGCGUGGUCUCUGCCAUGGUCAACUCUCUGGAUGACAAUGGGGUGCUGGUUGGGAACUGGACGGGUGACUAUUCUCGUGGCACCAACCCCUCGGCGUGGGUCGGCAGCCGAGACAUCCUCCUGAAGUAUCACAAGACUGGCUAUCCUGUCCUUUAUGGACAGUGUUGGGUAUUCGCUGGAGUGGUGACCACAGUGCUACGGUGUCUGGGCAUCGCCACGCGAACCGUCACCAACUACAACUCGGCGCACGACACGGACGUCAGCCUCACGAUGGACAUCUACUUCGAUGAGGACAUGAAGCCUAUCGAGAACCUCAACGCCGAUUCUGUCUGGAACUUCCACGUCUGGAAUGACUGCUGGAUGAAACGCCCUGACCUUCCUUCAGGGUUUGAUGGCUGGCAAGUGGUGGACGCCACCCCGCAAGAAUCCAGCAGUGGGAUUUUCUGCUGCGGCCCCUGCUCUGUGGAAGCCAUUAAGAACGGGCUGGUCUACCUAAAAUACGACGCCACUUUCUGCUUUGCUGAGGUCAACAGCGACAAGGUGUAUUGGCAGCGCCAGCCUGACAGGACGUUCAAGAUCGUCUACGUGGAGGAGAAAGCCAUUGGGCACCUCAUCAGUACCAAAGCGGUGGGUUCCCACAAGCGCCAAGACAUCACCGACAUCUACAAACAUCCAGAAGGGUCCGAAGAGGAACGCAAAGCGGUAGAAACGGCUGCCAAGUACGGCACCAAGGCCCACAUCUACAAGAACAAGGAGUGGGGAGACGACAUCUCGGUGACGGUGGAGACGGACGAGGCUUACACAGGCCAGGACAUCUCCUUGCGGGUCAUCCUGAAGAACCGGAGCGCCAUGCCUCGCAGCGUCUCCCUCAACCUCUUCGUCGCCGUCAUGUACUACACGGGCGUGACAGGCAGCAACUUCAAGCAGGAACGCCGAGAUGUCCAGGUGCCGGCGGGCGGAGCCCAGGCCGUCCCCAUGGUGGUCUCCUACCCAGAAUACAAGCCGCACUUGGUGGACCAGGGAGCUAUGAAGCUGAGCAUCUCUGGAAAAGUGUCCGAGACAGGACAAGUCAUCGCCAAGGAGCACACCUUCCGUCUGCGCACCCCGGACCUCACCCUGACGUUGCUGGGCCCGGCUAUCGUUGGGCAGGAGACCCAGGUCCAGAUUGUCUUCAAGAACCCGCUACCGACCACGCUGACCAACGUCAUCUUCCACAUGGAAGGGUCGGGACUUUCUACCCCGAACACAAUGACCGUCGGGAAUAUCGGUCCUCACCAAACGGUGACACUGCGCCAGACCUUCACGCCCCUGCGUUCCGGACGCCGCCAGCUGGUCGCCAGCUUAGACAGCCCCCAGCUCUCCCAAGUGCAUGGGGCGCUGACGAUCAACGUGACCCAGGGGCCCCCGCCAGGACCCUCAGCUUCCCCUGCCCCCGGUCGGGACUCUCCGGUUCGAGGCCUCGCCCGGCGGUCCAGCGAACGCCCGCAGUUCCCCUGCCCGGGGCUCCCCAUCGCGCCAGCCCGAUCCCCGAGGUGCCCCCAAUGCCCGGGGGUCACCUGCAGCUCCCGGGGCAGGACGAACGGGCAGACCCGUCUGAGCCACGUCUUUUGUGACCAUGGACUGUCUUAA
This is a messenger RNA of Pogona vitticeps (central bearded dragon), 2711 nucleotides long. Lineage: Eukaryota; Metazoa; Chordata; Lepidosauria; Squamata; Agamidae. The record is from RefSeq and is a predicted model, not a curated record.